Messenger RNA from Fusarium coffeatum, 1680 nucleotides. RefSeq lists its product as uncharacterized. Gene Ontology annotation, molecular function: oxidoreductase activity; FAD binding. The coding region runs from base 1 to 1680 and encodes 559 amino acids. The transcript is spliced from 3 exons. Lineage: Eukaryota; Fungi; Ascomycota; Sordariomycetes; Hypocreales; Nectriaceae. The record is from RefSeq and is a predicted model, not a curated record.
AUGAAGACACUUUUCUCCUUGGCGCUUCUACCGCUAGCAGCUUUAGCCGCUAGUCCAAACUCCAAAUGCCGAUGCAUGCCUAGCGACGCUUGCUGGCCCUCCACCAACGCCUGGUCUUCCCUCAACAAGACCGUAGAUGGCGCUCUCAUCAAGACCGUCCCCAUCGGCUCGCCCUGCCACGAUCCCACAUAUGAUGAGGAGGCUUGUACAGCCUUGCAGAACGCUUGGGGUCUACCCGAGACUCACAUCGAGUCCUCGUCGUCGGUUAUGCAACAGUUCUUCGCCAACCAAUCCUGCGACCCUUUCUUGGCACAAAGUCGACCCUGCACUAUUGGAAACUAUCCCAACUACGCUGUCAAGGUCUCCAACGCGCGCCAAGUAGCCGCCGCUGUGCGCUUCGCCAACGAUAACAAUAUCCGGCUAGUCAUUCGCAACACAGCGCACGAUUACUUUGGUCGCUCCACAGGUGCAGCCUCACUAGCAAUUUGGACGCACCAUCUCAAGUCCAAGGAGGUUAUCCAGUGGUCCGACAAGAACUACUCGGGCCCGGCCUUCAAGCUAGGCGCGGGUAUCCAGGGCGCUGAAGCCGUCGAGUUUGCCAGCGCGAACGGUCUCACCGGCGUCCCUGGCGAGUGUCCCACCGUUGGUCUCGCUGGCUUUACUCUUGGCGGAGGUCAUUCUCCGCUAAGCACCAGUUUCGGUCUUGGCGCGGACAAUACCCUUGAAUUUGAAGUUGUCACUGCUGCGGGUCGUAUCGUUCGUGCUUCUGCGACUGAGAACAGUGACUUGUACUGGGCUCUGGGUGGUGGUGGUGCUGGUAACUUUGCGAUUGUUACGUCGAUGACUGUGAGGGCGCACAAGACAUCUACCAUUGGUGGUGCUACCCUUACUUUGGGUGCGGGAUCAAAUAAGGAUGCCUAUUACGCUGCGCUUGAGAAGUUUCAUGAACUCCUUCCUGCCAUGGUAGAUCAUGGUCCUACGGUCGUUUACCUCGUCACUGGCGCUGGUCUAUCCAUCAAGCCUGUCACUCUCGCCAAUUCGACCGGCGACUAUGUUCGGGACAAGGUUCUUGCGCCUUUCACUGAGUACCUUACCAAGCAAGGUCUCAAGCACACCGUGUCUUACAGCACGUUGAGCUUCCGGGAUCAUUACGAAUUGUACAACGGUCCUCUUCCCAAUGGCCACAUCGAAUCGUCGCAAUUCCAAUAUGGCGGUCGUCUCAUCCCUCGCUCUGUCCUCGAGAACGACAAUGCGGCUUUCAGCAAGGUCAUUCGCAGUCUCCUCUCCAGCGGCCUCGUCCUCGCCGGUAGCAGCGGUACAUUCAUUGCUCCCAAGGGCGUAUCCAACGCUGUUCUUCCCGCUUGGCGCAAGGCCAUCAUGUCGAUGCAGAUGGGUACGCUCUGGGAUGUUAAGCGUUGGGAUGAUAUGCUUGCAGACCAGAAGAAGAUUACCGAGGUAUACAUGCCUCAGCUUAUCGCUGUGACGCCCGGCAGUGGCACUUAUAUGAACGAGGCAGACUUCAACCAGCCCAACUGGAAGGAAGUGUUUUACGGUACUAACUGGGACCGUCUCAUGGCUGUGAAGAAGAAGUGGGAUCCUAAGAGUCUGUUGUAUAACUGGAGGGGUGUCAACAGUGAGGUUUGGACUGUUGCCAAGGAUGGCCGUAUGUGCAAGGCCUGA